AUGACACCGGCCAGUUCUCCGAUCCCGUUGUCGCUGCAUACCGGCCGCGAUGCCAAAGACGGCCCGUUGUCCGGCCCGACGCCGGUGUCGAGCCUCACUCCUCCAGUAACCCCAACUGUCGACGACAGGUCCACCCCGAGCCCGUUCCAGCGAGCACCGCCAGAAGAAGACGUCUCUCUCUCCAAGGACAAUGUGCUGAGCCCCCUCCGCUUCGUCGACGAUGUGGAGAUCUGCCGCGACGAGCAAGAUCGCUAUAUGGAGUUUGGCCGCGGUGCUUGGAGCAUUGUUUACAAGGCCCGCUCCCGGCAAUGCGCGACAGCGAGUACCCCCAGUACUCCGCCCAGCUCGCCAGUCAGUGUGAGCCGGGUCCUGGCGGUGAAAGUACCACUGCGUCGCGAUGCGAGACCAGUGCUUCGAAGCGAAGCACUUACGUUGACGCGCCUGGACAUGACCGCGGGAUGCGAGCACCAUAUAGUCCCGUUUUACGGCUACCACUCCGAGUCCGAGGCGCUGGUCAUGGCCGCCGUGCCUCUCGCGCUGUCGACGUAUAUUGAAGACCAGGCCGAUCUCGCGCGCAAGAGACAGCCCUCGACCCUGACGAUGUUCGAGCCUGUGCAGGGGCCCGACGCAUGGCUCCGCCUGGCGCGCAAGCUGAUCAGCGGAUUGACAUGGCUGCACCAAACGGCGGGUGUUGUCCAUGGGGAUAUCAAGCCACAUAAUCUGCUUCUUCGACCUGUCAACAGCGACGCUAACGAGGACCCUUUUCCGUACGAGCCUCUCUUUGCCGACUUUUCCUCCGCGCUGGAUAUCCCAGAAGACCCUUCCACUCCAAUGGACUCCACCCGUGCCUCGAUGUCUGCCUUCACGCCGCCGUUCACGGCCCCGGAGCUGCUGUCGUUGGCCUCGCUGACAUCGGGGGAUAUCACGCCGACUCCGUCUUCGGACGUGUUCUCGCUCGCGACGACCCUGCUGGCUGCUGCCACGGGCGAUUUGCUUCUCUACCCCGGAUCGAGUAAUAUGCAGCGUCUGGCGAUGGCACGCGAGGGCCACCGUAUCAUUGAAUUCACCCGCUCGGGCAUGAAUGGAACCCGCAUCCCGCGAAAUGGACUUGUGGAACGCAUUGUCCAGCCGGCAAUCUCAAAGGACCCGGCGCAGCGCAUUUCGUCCUCGGAGUGGCUGGCCGUUGCAUCUGCAUGA
This is a messenger RNA of Penicillium alfredii, 1197 nucleotides long. Its product is annotated as protein kinase domain-containing protein. Gene Ontology annotation, molecular function: ATP binding; protein kinase activity. NCBI's taxonomy places the organism in Eukaryota, Fungi, Ascomycota, Eurotiomycetes, Eurotiales, Aspergillaceae. The transcript has a single exon. The record is from RefSeq and is a predicted model, not a curated record. Gene Ontology annotation, biological process: protein phosphorylation. Bases 1 to 1197 code for a protein of 398 amino acids.